Lemur catta (Ring-tailed lemur) is the source of this 524-nucleotide messenger RNA. RefSeq names its product sperm-associated antigen 11-like. Bases 97 to 405 code for a protein of 102 amino acids. The transcript is spliced from 2 exons. Gene Ontology annotation, biological process: antimicrobial humoral immune response mediated by antimicrobial peptide. Lineage: Eukaryota; Metazoa; Chordata; Mammalia; Primates; Lemuridae. Gene Ontology annotation, cellular component: extracellular region. The record is from RefSeq and is a predicted model, not a curated record.
UAGUCAGUACCUUCUGCCCACAGCCUUACUCAGUAGAGCAGAUAAAUAUGCUCAUUUCUGAGCAGUGUUCUCAAAAACCUAUAAAGGUCCCAUUUUAUGCCUUUUCCGCCCCACUUCAUUGCAUCGCUCGUCAGACCCUGUGCAGGACAGGGAGGACCGAGGGGACCUGCAAGGAUGAAGGUCCUCUUUCUUUUUGCUGUUCUCGUCUGUGUGUUCCAAACCAACUCAGGGGACAUUCCACCUGGAAUUAGAAAUACUAUCUGCCUUAUGCAACACGGGACCUGCAGGCUUUUUUUCUGCCAUUCUGGUGAGAAAAAGGGUGACAUUUGCUCCGAUCCUUGGAAUAGGUGUUGCAUACCAAAUAAAGAGGAAGGACAAAAGGAGACACCAGAGAAGGCUGACUGACGUGGGAUCUAAAACGUAAGCUCCUGGAAGGCGAGAUGUGAAGUAUUCCAAGGGCUGGCUUAAGGAAACGGCUGGCUUGUCGACGGUGCUCAAUAAAUGUUUGUUGAAUGAAUCUAGCA